Messenger RNA from Talpa occidentalis (Iberian mole), 1515 nucleotides. RefSeq names its product regulator of G protein signaling 17 (gene RGS17). The coding region runs from base 52 to 684 and encodes 210 amino acids. NCBI's taxonomy places the organism in Eukaryota, Metazoa, Chordata, Mammalia, Eulipotyphla, Talpidae. The transcript is spliced from 5 exons. The record is from RefSeq and is a predicted model, not a curated record.
CCGCCGCGCUGCCCGCCCCGGCGCCGACACUUGGGUACUGAAGUAGCUGAAAUGCGAAAAAGGCAGCAGUCACAAAAUGAAGGAACACCUGCUGUGUCUCAAGCACCUGGAAACCAGAGACCCAACAACACAUGUUGCUUUUGUUGGUGCUGUUGCUGCAGCUGCUCCUGCCUCACUGUUAGGAACGAAGAAAGUGGAGAAAGUGCAGGAAGACCCGCACACACCACAAAGUUGGAGAGCGUCCAGGUCCUAGAAGAGUGCCAAAACCCCACUUCAGACGAAGUCUUGUCCUGGUCUCAAAAUUUUGAUAAGAUGAUGAAGGCCCCGGCAGGAAGAAAUCUCUUCAGAGAAUUCCUCCGAACAGAAUACAGUGAAGAGAACCUCCUUUUCUGGCUCGCCUGUGAAGAUUUAAAGAAAGAGCAGAACAAAAAAGUAAUUGAAGAAAAGGCCAGGAUGAUUUAUGAAGAUUAUAUUUCUAUACUGUCACCAAAAGAGGUCAGUCUCGAUUCUCGAGUUAGAGAGGUGAUCAACAGAAAUCUGUUGGAUCCUAACCCUCACAUGUAUGAAGAUGCCCAGCUUCAGAUAUAUACUUUAAUGCACAGAGAUUCUUUUCCAAGGUUUUUGAACUCUCAAAUUUAUAAGUCAUUUGUUGAAAGUACUGCCAGCUCUACUUCUGAAUCUUAAUUUUCAUAAAAAAAAAAUUUCAUUUUGGAGGGCUGGGAUGGGAAAUAAAAGUAGUUACAUCACAUCAGAAACUGAGUUCCUGGAGAACUACAGCUUAGCAUUCCUCAGGCUACUGUGAAAAAUAUGACCACAUGGUCUUUGUCUCCAUUUUUAUCAAGGUUAUCCAUGGUUAAGUUUGGAGAAAAUACCACAUCACAUUAUGAAUUGCCAAAUUAAGUUUGUUUCAUUCAACAAUCAUCUACUUGCAAGCAAACUUGUAUUUGUAGUUCUACAAACAGUCUCCUAGUGUAUCUCCAGAGACUGCAUGUGCAAAGUAAAACUGCUUUGUUUGCCACCUAGUUGUACUAUUUAAUCCAAUGGCAUAACUUAUAUCUGUAUUUAAGGACUUUUGUGCAAUAUGGUCUUCUAGAAAUAAUUGCCAAAAUGGCUGUGGUUUGCAUUUUUAAAUAUAAGACAGAAAAAGCCAAUUUUUAAUUUGUAACCAUGGUAUUCAACAUGCUAUAUACUGUGUUCAGUACACUAAUUUUGAAGCCAAUAUUUCUGUACAUGAAAAAGAGCUAUUUCUCUCUGUUUGUUGGAAAAUCCAAUGGGGGAGUCCUCUGGUUGUUCACUGCCAAAACUGUGGCGUUUCAUUACAGCAGAGUUUGCUAUGUAAAAAAAAAAAAGACAAAAUAUGAAGGAAAAAAAAGCACAAUACCAUUUGAAGAUAUUCUAUUUCAAGGACAAAUCAAAGAAUGAUAUUGUUUUUAAUUGUAAUAGAAGAAAAUGAAUCUAUGUAUAUAUCAGAUGUCCAAUACUGUAAUUAAUUUAUUAAAGACUGGCUCUCCAGUU